ACACCGGUUGGCUAAGGCGGUUGUGAGACCCGCCCAACUGAGGGCAAAGCUUCCUGCUGGCUUUUCCAAAGAGCUCUCGGAAGCGGAGGAGGUUGUUGAUGGCUAGUUAGCAGAGGCGAAAAGGAAAAGAUGGGGUGACGAAACUAGCUGUCAGUGUAUUUAUUUACUCUUUACCCAUUCUGACGCUACAAGGAAAAUCGGGGAAUAACCUGAUGUCCUUUAAUAAAAUUUAGAAGGUUUUCAAACACACGGAUGCUGCUGCCCCAUCGGCAGGCGAAAAUACCGCAAUCGUCUUCCGGUGAUAAUAUUUAAAAUCCCCAAACCGAUCUUUAUUAAAAAAUAGGAAAGAAAACUACUGAAGAUCUGGGAACUAAGAUUCACAUCAGCGGAUCAUUUCCUGUGCUGUUGGGAGUGAGACGGAGGUAGAGACCUGAAAUACAGACUGGACUUCCGUUGGGCUGGUCAUCGUGCAGACUGAACUCCCACUGUGCUGGUCAUCGUAUAGACUGGACUCCCGUUGGGCUGGUCAUCGUACAGACUGGACUCCCACUGUGCUGGUCAUCGUGCAGACUGAACUCCCACUGUGCUGGUCAUCGUAUAGACUGGACUCCCACUGUGCUGGUCAUCGUACAGACUGGACUCCCGCUGGGCUGGUCAUCGUACACACUGGACUCCCGUGGGGCUGGUCAUCGUACACACUGGACUCCCGUUGGGCUGGUCAUCGUAUAGACUGAACUCCCACUGUGCUGGUCAUCGUACAGACUGGACUCCCUUUGGGCUGGUCAUCGUACAGACUGAACUCCCACUGUGCUGGUCAUCGUGCAGACUGGACUCCCACUGUGCUGGUCAUCGUACAGACUGGACUCCCGUUGGGCUGGUCAUCGUACAGACUGGACUCCCGUUGGGCUGGUCAUCGUACAGACUGAACUCCCACUGUGCUGGUCAUCGUGCAGACUGGACUCCCGCUGGGCUGGUCAUCGUGCAGACUGGACUCCCGCUGGGCUGGUCAUCGUAUAGACUGGACUCCCGCUGGGCUGAUCAUCGUACAGACUGGACUCCCGUUGGGCUGGUCAUCGUACAGACUGGACUCCCGUUGGGCUGGUCAUCGUACAGACUGAACUCCCACUGUGCUGGUCAUCGUACAGACUGGACUCCCACUGUGCUGGUCAUCGUACAGACUGGACUCCCACUGGGCUGGUCAUCGUACAGACUGGAUUCAACAAACUUCAACACUACUGCUCUGUAUAGCACAGCAGGGCCUGUAACAACACAGCCUCUAAAUGGACCUCCGAAAACAGACUGCUCCUCAAAUAUAAUCUCAUAGAGUAGAAUAUAGUGUGUUGCAUUGCAUUAUUUUAUUGUGGAUAUUUUCUAAUAAGUUAUAUUGAAACUGGAGUCUAGGAAGCCCUGUAUAUUUAUAUAUAGAUGGAUAUAUUAGACCCGUCUUGAGGUUGUAAGGUUUACAUUUGUAGGGUUUACAGAAGCUGUGUAUGCACUGGGAUUUAUUUAAUAAGACUGGUCUUAUAAGACUAACCCCCCAUCUCCAUCACUCUCAAUACUCAACAUUGUUUCAAAGUUUUACAUCAAAAUAAGUUUGAAACAGUUUAACCUUAAAUGGGGAGGCCCUGUGGUUAAACUGCAUGCGAUUAUGAUCUACGUUAGAUUGCUGAUCUACCAUGCAUUGACCGGCGUUGGACUGCUCCGUGAGUUCCUGUACUGCACCUCUGUGUGUGUGUGUCGGCACUAACACCAUUGAAAGCUCACUCCUUAUGAAAAGCUUGCCCUGAAGCACUAACAUAGUCUUCAAAUGGAGUUCUCCAGCCUUGUAUAAAGACUGGACCAGCAGUGUAUGGGAUCACUUCCACUACAUGAAAGAGCUGCUGUUCUUUGCACUAGUCCUUGUAUUGAAUAUUUCAAUCGCCAGCUCGUUCUGCUGAGAUACAAAUACUAAUAAGCGUGAAUAGACACGCAGUGACACUGAAAUACUCUGUGAAGCGGUUUGUAACACAGCCUGUGGACUCUGCAGACACACAAGGAUUCGACAGCCUGGUGACUGAACCACAGCCCGGGUUUAUAUGCAAUUUUAACACAAGCUAGGAGACCAGCACACCAAUGAGGAGCCCGGCAGAAUUCCUAAGCGUGCCGUUUUCCGAGGCGAUCCUGCACGGAGAAUUCGGGGAUCACAGCGGUGGCACUGGAGGGGGAUCUGGCCCCCGCUACGCCCUGACACUCACCCCCACGGAGCUGCACAUCCAGCGGCUGGUUCCUCGCCCCCAAGACGACCGCAGGACCGUGGUGUCCCUGUCCGACGUGGUCGGCUGCCACGUCAUGCGCCGCAAAGCCUCGCCGGCGAGGGGGGGAGGGGCCGAGGAGGGUGAAGGACCCGCCUACUUCUCCCUCUACUCCUAUCCGGUGAAGAAGAGGCGCAUGGGGGGCGGGCGCUGCCGGCAGAGGGUGGUCCGGACUUUCCGAGUGGAUUCGGCGGCUCGGGUGUCGGAGAACCGGAGCGUGGCUGAGAAAUGGAUGACUGCUGUGCUGUGCCUGCUGAGGGGAGUGAACCUGACUGGAGCUACAGAGAUCACCAGCAGUCUCUUGCCCCGCCCCCGCCGCCUCCUCCUAUUGGUUAACCCCUUCAGUGGGCAGGGCCAGGCCAUGCAGCUCUGUCACACCCACAUUCUGCCGAUGGUCCGGGAGGCGAACAUCAGCUACAAUCUCAUCCAGACAGAGCGUCCGAACCACGCCCGGGAGCUGAUGAGGGAGCUUGCACUGCAAGAGUGGGACGGCAUUGUCAUCAUCUCCGGGGACGGACUGCUGCACGAGGUGAUUAAUGGUCUGAUGGCUCGAGGGGACUGGAAGCAAGCUAUCCAGACUCCAGUGGGGAUCCUGCCCUGUGGCUCUGGCAAUGCCCUCGCUGGAGCAAUAAACCACAACGCUGGGUUUGAGAUGUGUCUCCGGGACCCCCUCCUGAUGAACUGCUGCUUUCUGCUGUGCAGGGGAGGAGUCUGUCCCAUGGACCUCGUUUCCAUAACGAUGUCGACAUCGAUCACCGCAAAGCAUCCUGGGGAAAACACUGAACGGGAGCCGGAGCGGCUGGCCAGCGAGGAGGAAGAGGCGGGGUCAGCGAGCUCUGGCCGUGGGGUUCACCGGCGCCUCUUCUCCUUCUUGUCUGUGGCCUGGGGCUUCGUGUCCGACGUGGAUAUCGAGAGCGAGCGCUACCGAGGGCUGGGCUCGGCUCGCUUCACGAUGGGCACGCUGGUGAGGCUCGCCUCCCUCCGGUCCUACAGGGGCCGCCUCUCCUACCUGCCCCAGUCUGCCACCUCCCUCUCCUCCCUCUCCCUGCCCCCCCUCGCCCAGCUCCAGCAGCAGCCCCCCAGGAGGCCCUUAUCCAGGAGCAUCACAGAGGGCCUGGGGGCCUGCAGCCGGCUCCCCCUGCACAGGACGGUGUCUGACAUGGGUCUGAGCGAGGAGCGGAACCUGCUGAAGAGAAACACGCCGAGCGCUCUGUCUCCCGUGCCCGGCUGCUUGCAGGAGGUGGUGCAGCCCGCCUGUGCGCCGCCUAGUGACGGCACGCCGACAGAGCAAGCCGCCUCGUCCUGCUUCGCAGAAGGGGUGCCGUCCAUUUCGGAAGCAGCGAGUCCUGACGCUGGUCACCCAUACAAGACCGCACCCACCCAGGAAAUGCCAGCCUCGCUGGCCCCUCCCAUUCCCAGCCCCUCCCCUUCGCCCUCGUCCUCGCAUCAUUACCUCACCUCGGCAUUCACCUUCGACCUCCCGGUGUCGGACGAUCAAAACUCCACCCCCGUUCUGAACCACCAAUCGGAAAGCGGCUCCCGGGCGAGAGCGGGAGAGCGGGCAGCUCAGUCUAACGGCACCGUCGAUCACGCGGAACAGCAAUCUACGUUCCUCGCGCGGACGAUGGAUGCGUUGGGCUCCGUAACGCAGGAGAGAGGAGUGAAGAGCGACCCGGGGCAGAGAAAUCAUUUCCCUCCACGAGCGGAAGACGAGACCGGGCCGGUUGACGGGCUCCUGCAGCCUUUGGACCGGCCGGUACCGAAGAACUGGGUGACCCUGGAGGGGGACUUCGUCCUGGUCCUGGCCCUCUAUCAGUCCCACUUGGGGGCUGACUUGUUCGCGGCCCCCCAGGCCCGCUUCGACGACGGCACCAUCCACCUGAGCUUCGUGCGAGCCGGGAUCUCCAGGGGGGUGCUGCUUCGGCUCUUCCUGGCCAUGGAGCGAGGGACCCACCAGGAGAUCGAGAGCCCUUUCGUCAGCCACAUCCAGACCCGAGCCUUCAGACUGGAGCCCCUGUCCCACAGAGGCACGCUCACCGUGGAUGGAGAGCUGGUGCCCUAUGGAUCUCUGCAGGCUCAGGUGCAUCCUGGGAUGGGUCGCCUGAUCGUCGGAGACCCUGCAGUGAAAAUCACAAAGUUCUAAGUUGUUUUGGUGGGAGAGGGGGUGGAACCUCCAGGCAUGACCAAUAAGAAGUUGCCACUCGGACAUUCUGAGUCGACGUGUUUUUCAGGACUUUGUUUGUCAGGCAUUCUGGGUGGAUUACUAAUCAGCCCUUGAUGUUUUGGAAUUUACCUUCGAAGACGACUUUUUUGCUCUGGCAUUCUGUGAGGGCUCUUCAGAGAGUGAGGGCUUUUCAGAGAGUGAGGGCUUUUCAGAGAGUGAGGGCUUUUCAGAGAGUGAGGGCUUUUCAGAGAGUGGGGGCUUUUCAGAGAGUGAGGGCUUUUCAGAGAGUGAGGGCUUUUCAGAGAGUGAGGGCUUUUCACAGAGUGAGAGCUUUUCAGAGAGUGAGGGCUUUUCAGAGAGUGAGAGGUUUUCUGCUCUGGCACUGCGUGGCCUGUACGGGGGUCCUUGACGUUUUGAGACGCUUUGUGAGUUCAGAUCGAGAGAUACAUGUGAAGUGUUUGAGCACCCCUUGACUUUACAGCGUUGUCACGACUUUGUGUUGCUCUGUUUCUUUCUACAGCACAGCUCCCAGGUUUAUUCCUGUUAUAAUUAGAGAUCUUUUUUGUUUAUUUAUUUAUUUUUGGAGGGUAACACAAUGCUAUUAAUGCUAGUCCUCAGCUAGUCUCUAUGAUUAGUUUGAAAACUGUGCCAGUCAGACCAGUCACAACACAGAAGGGAAUGAACUCUGUAUUUGUAAUAGUGAAGUUAGAGCAACUUCUAGAUCCUAGGGAAAUGCAAGUCCUGAAUUGAGUUUCCUGAACGGUAAAGGAAAGUUCUGGUAUUAAGUGAGGAAACAUGUGGAACAUUGAACAGGUGUGGUUCUGCUGCAGUGACAAGUGCCUGUCACACAUCUACUCUCUAAUGGUAGUGAGUUUCUUCAUCUUCAUCAUCAUCAUUAAUGAAAUUACUGCAGGAGCAAUCUCCCAGUUCAUCACCUCACUCCCAGGCUGUGUUUGUUUUUCCACGAGUCUCUCUGCACCGUGUUGCUGUUUUCUCUUGUUUUCAGCAAUACGGUGAUGCAGGGACUUCGAUUUAUUUACACAGAAAUGCCCUGCAGAAGCUUUUCUCUUUAAAAAAAAAAAAACAAUGAAGUUAAUGUAGAUGGAAAAAAUAUCUAAACAAUGGCGAUUGUUUAAAAAGCUAAAUACUUAACAUUCCUGAGGUGUGUGUGUAUCUAUAUAUAUAUAUAUAAUUAUAAAAAGCUGAGGCACAAUAACUGUGGUGAGUAAGAGUGCCAGGAGGCUGACAGAGGGAGGAGUCAGUCCUCACAUGAACACUUCCUGCCUGUGCGCCCUUCAGUCGUGUGUUUCUUGUUUGUGAUGUAGUUUGCAGUAAGCUGCACUGUUUGGUGGCUCAGUUGAGACCACAGACCAAGCUCAGGUCAGGAGAACAGAUCCACACCCACUUAAACCUGCUAAAGCAGCACCAGCAACACAGUGAGAGUCAAGGGGUGUGCAUUCAGCUGUAAAAUCCAUGUGCUUGUAUUGCAAAUGUUAAUGUAGAAGACAAACAAACCGCUCCAGCCUUCUUUAACCUCCUCUUAAAGAUCUCUCGCCUCUAAGCUGCCUGAUUGUUUUGCUGCUGUUGUACUUUUCCUGAGUUUGUUUCUGUUUCGACUCGGACAAAGCCCUUUCUUAUCACGCUGAAGCAGACCUCGUCUCAACGUGUUGAUGUGCUCUGAAGCCGCUUGUCAGUCGCUGGUUCAUUUCCUCCUUGUGUUCCCGAGCCUGCAGGGCACAGCAUCGCAGUCAUUUUCAUCUGAGGUGUUCAGGGGAAAUAUCCCUUCAUCAAGUGCAUUUGUGUGUGUAAACAAUUCUGAUUAAAACAUCUUCCACGUUUGUGUUUUUAAUUUAAAAUGUAUCUUUUUCUAAAAUGCUUUAUUUUUUUUAUUUUUUUAAAGGUGAAAGUGAGCUGCAUUGUUCAAUGAUUUUUUUGUUUUCUGUGGUCAGAGUAGUCUGUAGAGAGACUGCGUUUCAGGCUGCUGCAGGGCGCACCAUUGCCUCAAACUAGGUCUCCUGCAGCUGAGGCUCCUUUAGAGGAGGCAAGGGAGGCAGAGCCUCCUCAAGUUUUCUUUUUUUUUUUUUUUUAUAACAUUAUAAUAUAAUUUUCAGUAAAAUACAAUUAUUGGCAAAAAUGUAUGGAAAAAAAAUAAUUUAACCUAAACUCUAGAUUCAACUAAAAUCAGUGAUGGUUUUAUAUGAGAAUAUUUAUGUGUUAACGAGAGUGAAUUCUUGGGUAUUCGGCUCUGAAGUGCUAAUAGGAUAUUUAUAGAGAUCCCCGGACUGUCGCAGCAACAGCUUACAUGCUGAAAGGUCCAGAAUCCAAUCAAGCAUCAACUCAUCAGUUCUGCGCAGCUGAAAGUGGACUGUUUGAGAAGGGUGGCAAAAGAUAUUACAAAAUGUCAUUACUGUUCAUUUUUGACUAAUAUUAAAUAAUAAUAUAUAAUAAAUGAAAAGAAAACUAUUGAUUUGAGUGUUUAAACAACAGGGUCUCACUGCUUCUGGGCAUUCAAGUUAUCAAGUAGCAGAAUACAGCAGAGUUUGUCUCUCUCUGUGUGUGUGUGUGUGUGUGUGUGUGUGUGUGUGUGUCUGUCGCACUGCUUUGAUCAUACCAUGGAGGAAUGAUCUUUCUGUUUCAUGACACUGAAAGCUCUGAUUAACCCCCUCCUGCCCAUGUCCAAUCAAACUCCCCACUACCAGGAGGCAUCUUGCAAUGUAUUAACUGACAAAUUAAAUCAAUAAAGUCCAUUUUGAGUCUUC
Molecule: messenger RNA, 7214 nt
Organism: Acipenser ruthenus (sterlet)
Lineage: Eukaryota; Metazoa; Chordata; Actinopteri; Acipenseriformes; Acipenseridae
Product: sphingosine kinase 2
Exons: 7
Coding region: 2113-4434 (773 amino acids)
Biological process (GO): sphinganine-1-phosphate biosynthetic process; sphingosine biosynthetic process; positive regulation of apoptotic process
Cellular component (GO): membrane; intracellular membrane-bounded organelle; cytoplasm
Source: RefSeq, a predicted model, not a curated record